Molecule: messenger RNA, 703 nt
Organism: Penaeus chinensis
Lineage: Eukaryota; Metazoa; Arthropoda; Malacostraca; Decapoda; Penaeidae
Exons: 4
Coding region: 48-566 (172 amino acids)
Source: RefSeq, a predicted model, not a curated record
GAUCCAGAAGGAGGAGGAGUCACGAGGAAUGGAGGGCGAAAGAUGACAUGGGCGAGGCCGCAGGAGCUGGAGAAGGAACUGGAGGAAACUCGACGGAGCUGGACCUGCUGACCCUGGCCGCCCUGUAUCUGGAGAGCCGGCACAGGGUCUUCGGCAACGAGUGGCACCGCCGCCCUGAGAACAUGUCCAACACCAGGCCGACGGCGCAAAUAGGCAACACAGGCAUCGCUCGACCCCGACGCCUCACGCCCCUCUCCUCAGAACCUUCAGGCGUUGCGAAAGUCGGCGGGGAAAAGAAACGGUACAGCUUCUCAGGCGUGAUCCCUGCGCCCGCCGGCCUGCACCUGUCCGUUAACUACACGCAGAAUCUCGACUUAGACGAGUCGAUGUACAUGGCCGAGCGGGCGAGGGCGCUGCGACCCCGCCUGCGCCGCCUAAAUUCCUAUGGACGACAUGAUGCCCACGCCCUUGUCCACGCCCAACAACCCCCCUCAGCGAGUGACCUCCGCGCCGGACCUCUCGCAGAGCCACAGCGGGCGGCAGUCUUUCGCAGCACAUCUGUUUAAGUCGAGUUCAUCCCCUGAGAGCAUCUCGCCGCCCUUGGUCACACCUGCCAGAGCCAACACGCCCACUGAGGCCAAGCACUCAGCCGCCCUUGUGCGCCCGCAGAUAGUGGGCGGUUCCCUCGCCACUUACUCGGCCG